UCAAUAAAUUGUCAAUGCACUUUCAUAUUUUUAGACCAGUAUUUAUUUUGUUAAUAAAAUGGCAGAUAUGACUUUAACUACAUUUCCGGACGAUCCCAAAUGUCCCAAAAUUUGCAAAGAUAUCGGCGCAUUUAAAAAGGUGGAGAUGGCGAAAGAGGAAAUCAAAGAGGCCGGAGAGGCGAAGGUUGCUCCUUCGGCGGAUGCUACUCCAGUACACGAUGAAGAAAAAGCAAGGAUCAGACUACCUCCCAGCGGUGAAGAGUAUUUACCCAAUCUCAAGCCAGGCCACGACGGCAAGGUAGACUGGACUCCUCUCGGAGCGAUGACGGGCACCAGACCCGGCGUCAACAAGUACUCCCUCAGCAGAUACUCACUCAGCGAAUGGAGGAACCACAACGACCACGUACUUGACCCUUCAUCCAUAACGGAAUCAAACAUAGUCGACUACAACGCCAAAACGGCUAUCAUGCAAGCUUUCGGCAACAUCGACAAGACGCAACUGGAAAACAAUAAGAGACUUAAGCAGAAAGCAAAAGAUAUCUACAGGUGGAAAGUUGAAGUUGAAAAAGCGUGUAAAGCGAUUACGGAAGAGGUGGAAUUGCUCGAGAUUGACCGACAGCGGCUAAAGGGAGCUUCAAGAACACUGAUGUUGCCUGAAUCAAUAUCAAAAGAGUGCUUAGAUCUUCGAUCCAACCGCUUCGUGCCAGAUUUAGUUGCUGAUCUAGCAGAACAGGAGCUGAUCAAAGAAAUGAAUCUAGUGAGCGAAGUAAGAGCUACCCUAGCCAAGACUUUAGAGAACAUUGAAGCGCAAAUGGCUAUCAAUAAAGCAGCUAAGCAUCGGAUUGAGUACGACUGGUGCGAUAAAAACAUGGCAUACAUUGGUGAGACUAUUAAUCUAGGACUCAAUACAAAAUCUCCUACCAUCAUGUUCAGACCGGGAGCUACAAAGUUCGCGGAUUACUCGGCCCCUUUAGAGUACUGGGAAUUCUUUUGCCGAGAGAAUGUGCAGCAGGUGGAAUCCGCCAGGCAAAAAUCUAGCGAUUUAAGAGGCAGUCUAAACGCCAUUCUCAUCAAUGGAGGUAGGAAGCUUAGAAAUCAAGCUGACAGAACUGACAUGGCCAUAGCAGAGACCGUCGCUUUAACUACAGAGCUAUGCACAAAAUUGGAAGAGACUCUACGAAGCACGGUCCAAAGAAUCGCUGACAUGGAGUGUCUGAUAGACAAUCUAAAAGCUUCUAUACAAAAGAUGGACGCAGCGAUGAAGUUAGCGCAGACAAGGUUGGACAACCGAAACCAAUGGCGACCGCACGGAGAGGCAGUGAGAGACCUACCCCACUUAGGUCUGAUAGAAGAAGUGAAGACUAUUCACGAGACAGUGACGUCACUUCUCGGGCAGCUGAACAAUGCGGAACGGAUCCGAGAGGACCUUAUGAAGAAGAGGAUCGAGUUGGAGGCGGCCAUAGCGUCGAAGAGGAAGACGUUGAACAUAGACAGAGACAGGUGCGGUAUGAUCCGCUCUCACUAUCCGUCGGCUUCUGAAUUGGCAGGUUUUUAGAAAUCAAAAUUUAAUCCAAAUUAAUAAACAUUUAUUUAUUUAUAGAA
Messenger RNA from Cydia amplana, 1602 nucleotides. RefSeq names its product tektin-4-like. The record is from RefSeq and is a predicted model, not a curated record. The coding region runs from base 59 to 1555 and encodes 498 amino acids. Gene Ontology annotation, cellular component: microtubule cytoskeleton; nucleus. Lineage: Eukaryota; Metazoa; Arthropoda; Insecta; Lepidoptera; Tortricidae. The transcript has a single exon. Gene Ontology annotation, biological process: cilium assembly; cilium movement involved in cell motility.